Messenger RNA from Aplysia californica (California sea hare), 2350 nucleotides. Its product is annotated as cofilin. Gene Ontology annotation, cellular component: cytoplasm; actin cytoskeleton; actin cortical patch. Gene Ontology annotation, molecular function: actin filament binding. Gene Ontology annotation, biological process: cell motility; actin filament depolymerization; actin filament severing. The record is from RefSeq and is a predicted model, not a curated record. Bases 1 to 495 code for a protein of 164 amino acids. NCBI's taxonomy places the organism in Eukaryota, Metazoa, Mollusca, Gastropoda, Aplysiida, Aplysiidae. The transcript is spliced from 3 exons.
AUGGGCUGGGGCUCCGGCGUGAAAGCUCUCCUUCUCUUUGUGCAGGCAUCGGGAGUAUCGGUGGCGGACGAGUGCCUUCUGGCGUUUGACGAGGUACAGAUGGGCCACCGCUGGCUCUACAUCAUCUACCGCAUCAGCGACGACCUCAAGACUAUCAUCGUGGAGGAAAAGGCUGGCCACAGUAAGGGCGGUGUGCGCACUGUGCAUGAUGCGACUUUUAAGUGUUGUCAAUAUUUUUUUUUCUCUUUAACCUACAUUAUCUUUCCUUUAGACUUGCACCGUCCAUCUUUAACCUACAUUAUCUUUCCUUUAAAAACGCACCGUCCCUCCAGGAGUCCGGACCGUGCCACCAUCAAGCAGAAGAUGCUGUACACGACCAGCAAGAAGGCUCUGAGAAACAAGAUGCGAGGCAUCCACGCCGAGAUACAAUGCACGGACGACACGGACCUCACCAUGGCCAACAUCUUGGAGCGGAUCUGCAGCAAAUACACGUGACAUCCGAGCAACGCCCGCCGCCUAUUCCCAACUUACUUUCCAUAACUUGUUUUGUCGAAGCUUCGUUGCGUUGCUUCCAUAGACUUGAUUUAUGAUGUAUCUUAGGCCGGACACUGUCAUGGAAUAAUGAUAAUAUCUUUGACCGGAUACUGUCAUGGAAUUAUAAUAUGAUCUUUGACCUGACACUGUCAUGGAAUUAUAGUAUGUAUGAUCUUAGACCUGACACUGUCAUGGAAUUAUGAUCUUAGACCGGACACUGUGUGGAAUUAUAAUAUGUAUGAUCUUAGACCGGACACUGUCAUGGAAUUAUAUUAUGUAUGAUCUUAGACCGGACACUGUCAAAGAAUUAUAAUAUGAUCUUAGACCGGACGAUUUCAUGGAAUUAUGAUAAUAUCUUAGACCGAACACAUUCAUGGCUGCCGUUCUUUGUAGUCUAUACAUAUUUUGCAGCGUUACUGCGCUAUAUGGCUGGGCAAAUGAAGGGCAAAACAUCAGCCUCGAUUAAGUCGAGAGCUUGUAAAAACUUUUCCCUCUUUGAAACUCAUUUCGUUCCAAAAAGAGUCAAAUGGCGCGCUCAAUAGAAACCGGAAUUACGUUACAGUGGACAGUCUUGUGUAUAGCAUAAUACAAGUCUAUGGUUGCUUCCAAUCAUCGAUAUUAGUUGGCGCCUCUUUUGGUGCUGUCAGAUACGUUCUACGAGAUAAUUCUUGGAACUAUCUGACAACAAAUCAUUAAGCUUUUCCAAGAAAUCAUGCUUUAUCCUUGUAUGUCUUGGAUACGAUCACGAAACGUCCGUCUUGUGAGUUUUCUGGAUACAACCAUGUGAUGAAGGGAAAAGCUUCAAAUCCCACGCCCCCUCCCUCUCUCCCCCUCUUCCCAUAGCCCACCCACCCCACCUCCUUUUUUUCAUGCUAUCUCAAUGCAAACCAGCGAAAUAAGAUCAUUCAAAACUUCAUUUUCUCGCUGAUGAGCCUUAUGAAUUUGUCAUUUUCCUGAUGACUAAAAAGUAUGCCUCACAUUGUAGAGUUUUGAAACCCUGGGGUACUGUAGAGAUGAAAAUGCAUGAAUGUAGACUGGUAGGUUAUUGUUCUUGUACAUUGUUCCUAGUUGUUUUGUUGAACCGUUUUGACGACAAUCAGUGUUAUCUUCUCUCGUGAAAUGCCCCAUCUCCACAAGGAAGAUGCAUCACCAUUUAUCAUGUACAUAAUGUCUUUAAUUAAUUUAUUCAUGCCUACUCUAGCUAAAGCUUGACUUUCAGUGAGCACUUGUUGAAAGUAGCUUAAAGUAAAAGUUGCAUUUUAGAUCAUGUAUGUCAUGUACUUUGAGAUAAGAUUCUGCAGGUUAACGAGUAUUUAGGUGACACACCCCUCCCUUUUUUACAUCUUUGUUAGUAAGAAAAAAAUGAAGUGUCUUCUUUUUUUUGUUUUUAGUAACUCAUUAGAGGCAAACUAAGUACAUUGUUGGGAACUAACACCCCUACAACAUUGUAAGCUUAUUUAAAAGGCGAGACUUCCAAUAUAUAUAACGUCCAGCUCUGACAGGACAGAGCCAAGUGGGAAAAUUAGUGGAAAAUGCCUUUUUCGAGGACACAACAUUGGACCGAGUUGAGUUUUGAAACCCCGAGUCCACAAUUUAUUUUGGUGUCGGGUAUUACGCUUUAAGAAAAUAAAAUACAUUUGAAUAUAAGAAGUUUAAGGUCCCUGUAACAUAAUAAUUUUUUUAAUCAACAUCUAGACGUGAUGUUAUUUCUGGUGGUACUUUCUUUGAAAUCUUGCAAUUUGUUUCCACAUCCCAGGUUAGGCAAUAAAUUCUAAAUAAAUUGAGAUUAAUAAAAAAUGAAUAAACGAAUAACGAA